AGCGGAUGUGUGUUGAUGCAGAACGUGGCUACUCCGUGAAAUGAAAGCUUUGGUUUAUUUGCUUUUUAUCUCCUUCUCGUCGCUGAUAAGCGCACAAAUGCCAUGGGAAAUACCAUCGUUACCAGAAGAUUCUGACGAGGAUGUAAAUCGAAACGAAUUUGAAUGCUACGCCAAGUGCUUCAACGUCUUCCCGAGCACAACCGCCAAAGAAAAUAACAACACUAUAACAAAAUCAUGCGAAAGGAAAGUGGGGGACAUGCGGCUGCUCCGAGUAGCGGCGACGCGAAUGUAUAUUUCGAAAAUGGCAAAGACCUGGUACCAAGCCUACCACUUCUGCCGCAAAUACGGCAUGAACCUGGCUCCGAUUUUAAACCCACAAGCCGAAAGUGCUUUCACUCGUCUCAUCGUUAAACAUGGACAAGACGGAGAAGGGUUUUGGAUGGGAGCGACCGAUAUGGCGCAAGACGGCAGAUUUUACUGGAUGGUCGGAGGAUACGAUUUUGACAAAAACAGCAUUAAGCUGGUGAACGCCAACGACAAAAGCGGUGACUGCGUUGAAUUAAGGAUUGUGGAAAGGGCUGAAAUUGAGGAGACGGAAUGGGCAAAGUCGGACUGCAUGAUCCCUAAACGAUUUGCUUGCAGCUUCCCGACAGCUUGCAUCGUGCAAAACGGAACAUCAAGCACUUAGAUUAUUAAAUUACUUAAUUUAUUUGUUGCUUUCAUGUUGAAAUACUUGAAAAUUGGGAAAUUUAAUUAAGCUCACCUUUACGAUAAAAAAAUAUUUCAAUUUUGUUCAAACCAUUUCCUUCGUUUUUAUAUUUUAUUUCGUCCUGAAAAAGAGACAUAAAUAUAUUACAAAUAGUAUUUUUUUUCAAUUGAUUUAAUAAUAAUUAUCUGUGGAGCGAAUUUUACCACACCAGGAGACGCUGCUCUGCUAGUUUUGUAUAGUCACUGAGUGUGACAGAGUCAGCAAAAAUUCGCGACACCCCUCUUGAAAGAGAACAUUGCUGUGGCCAUGCAAUUAACAAUAAAAAGACGUUCAGGGGCAAACGCGAAAUAUGAAAUGAGAAAAGUGCUGAUGCUAGAGCUUCGCAAGAUUUUUCGCCCUCGCCUCUGAACCCUUUGUGGCCAGCCGAAAUGGGCGGUCAUUGCUGCUUGUUCUACGUGACCCACAUCUCGAGAGCCUCAUAUUCGCCACUCGUUUCCCAUCCAACAAUAU
This is a messenger RNA of Neocloeon triangulifer, 1219 nucleotides long. RefSeq lists its product as uncharacterized. The transcript has 8 exons. Lineage: Eukaryota; Metazoa; Arthropoda; Insecta; Ephemeroptera; Baetidae. Bases 41 to 688 code for a protein of 215 amino acids. The record is from RefSeq and is a predicted model, not a curated record.